Molecule: messenger RNA, 412 nt
Organism: Aspergillus campestris IBT 28561
Lineage: Eukaryota; Fungi; Ascomycota; Eurotiomycetes; Eurotiales; Aspergillaceae
Product: NADH dehydrogenase [ubiquinone] 1 alpha subcomplex subunit 1
Exons: 4
Coding region: 80-340 (86 amino acids)
Source: RefSeq, a predicted model, not a curated record
CAAUUAUUCAUUUCUCCUCCUCCUCGUCUGCCUCUGGCUUCUUCUCCUCCACGCCAAUUACCUUCCUUUCAUAGCAACCAUGGGUGUCCCCUUUGAGGCUCUGAUUCCCUAUGGGAUCAUCAUCGGCAUGUUCGGUGUGACGGGUAUUGGUCUGGGAGCGGUCAAAACCUUGUCGAACGAGGGCAAGCGGGCGCGCUGGAACCGCGAUCUGUGGGAUAGAGUAAUGAUGGAACGGGACUACAGACUCACGGGAACGAAGCGAGGCCAGUCAACCAAUGUGGUAGCGCCCAAGGGCUUCGAAGUUAGCAACCCGUGGAAGUUGGAGAAACGGAUCUACUAGAACACCCGAAUCGAUAUAUCAACUUCAUGAGUUUCUCUUCUUCGCUCACUCUUUCUGCGCUUCUGUGAUAAA